AUGCCAUUUGAACGCAGAACAACCCAGCCCGAGAACCCAUUCGCAAGUCUCGCUCCAAACCAAACCAUUGCCCUCGUCCCAGAGUUCACCUUCGAAUCUGGCCACACCAUCCGCGAUGUCCCCGUGGCCUAUAAGACCUGGGGUGUCCUCAACGAAGACGGCGACAACUGUAUGAUGAUCUGUCAUCCCCUCUCUCGAAGCGUCGACGUCGAAGAUUGGUGGAUGAACUUGAUGGGUGCUUGUACUCUGGAAGGAGAAGGCAAGGUGAUCGACGAGACGAAGUUCUACAUCGUCAGCCUCAACUGUAUGGGUUCGCCCUACGGAUCAGCCUCACCUUUGACCACAAACCCUGACACUGGCGCUCGUUAUGGACCCGAGUUCCCCUUGUCCACCAUCCGCGACGAUUGCAGACUGCACAAGAUGGUACUCGACAAACUUGGAGUGAAAUCCGUCGCGAUCUGUAUUGGUGCCUCGAUGGCAGGAAUGCACGCUUUUGAAUGGACGUUCUUCUCCGACACACAAGGUACUUCUCCCUUUGUCAAGUCCAUCGUCCCAAUCUCGGCACCCGCCAAGAGCUCUGCCUGGUCCAUGUCCUGGACCGAGGCUCAGCGACAGGCUAUUUUUGCUGACCCCAAGUACCUUGAUGGCUACUAUCCUCUUACCGCCCCGCCACUGCAAGGAAUGACGGCCGCAAGGAUGACAGCCAUGCUGACCUACCGAACAAGAGACUCAUACGAACGUCGCUUCGGUCGAGACAUCAUGCCACCGUCCUCCUCACCAACGGCUACUUCCGGUCAGUCAUCCAUCCCUACCAUUGCCUCCACCGCGUCAGAAAUUCACCGCCGAAACCACAACGAAGGCCGUCGCCACCAAAACACAUCCGCCGCUCCACCACCCUCUUCCACAAUCGGUGUCCUCACUCCAGAUGGAAACCCCAAACCUUCUUCUGGUACCACAACCAACAACAACCUAAACACGCCAGCAAACACCACUUCUGCCUACCAGUCACAGGUUUACUCAGCUCACAGCUACCUCCGCUACCAGGCCGCGAAAUUCAAUGAGCGCUUCGACGCCAACUGCUAUAUCGCCUUAAGCCGCAAAAUGGACGCCCACGAUGUCUCAUACAACCGUGGCCCCUACGAAGAUGUUGUCCGUUCCAUCAAGCAGCCUGUCCUUGUUAUUGAAAUCGACUCGGACGUGUUGUACACAUCAAAGGAGAUCAAGGCCUUGAGCGACCUCCUCCCCAACGGGGAACACUUUACUGUAAAGUCAGACGAGGGCCACGACGGUGUCCUGCUCGAGUAUGAGAAGAUCAACGACGCGAUUGUCGCGUUCAUGCAGCGACAGGAUCAUAUCCGUGAACUUGUUCGUCGUGAGGGCGUUGCCGUCCCCGAAAAGAAGACUUCUCGCGGCAGUCUCUUUGCCUCUUGGUAG
This is a messenger RNA of Linnemannia hyalina, 1434 nucleotides long. The record is from the annotation of a GenBank genome assembly. NCBI's taxonomy places the organism in Eukaryota, Fungi, Mortierellomycota, Mortierellomycetes, Mortierellales, Mortierellaceae.